CGUGUCUGCACCGCGCCCCUUCUCAAGUCCCUUUGUCCACGUGUCAGUGCUACGGAGAUUCACUAUUUUUGGUCCUUUAUAUUGGUCCUUUAUAUACCAUUCCCACUUGCUUUGAUUUACAAGUAUCCCGCUCAAAUUGAAAUUGGAAUUUCAACUCAAUCAUCAAUAUUAUGUCUGACUCACUGAGAUACAUGAGGCAUGGUACAGGUGCUAAGUUUGUCCCCUAAUAACUCACCUUUAAUUAUUCUGCUUAAAAAAUUCCUUAUUCCCAUCAUCCAUGUUCCACAUACCUCUCUAUAAAUACACUUGCUUCCACAUAUCAGUUCUCCACCAACCAUCUGUUUUCCAAUUAACAACUUAGUUGCUAUCAUGGCUUCUCAAUUCGAUGAUGUGAUUAAUCUUCGACCUGGGAAGGAGACAUGGAGGAUGCUGGUCAAGAUCAUACGCAUCUGGUAUAGCCAGGGCUAUACUAAUUCCAAAUUACCAUUAUCUCUGGAAAUGGUUGUAAUGGAUGCCAAGGGGGAUAAAAUACAUGUCAUCAUUAGGAAGACAAUCAUGUAUAAAUUUGAGACGACUCUUAUUGACGGAAACGUCUAUAGCAUGUCCUAUUUUGAGGUUGCUGACAAUACUGGGUUGUUCAAACCAACUAAACACCCCUACAAAGUUAAUUUCCAGUUUAACACUGAAGUCCGCCCAAUGAACCAAAAUCCCAUUUCUGUUGAUCCUUAUUCGUUCGUCCCUCUUGCUGACGUGAUGUCUACCGCUUAUGAUACAAAUUUUUUAAUUGACGUCAUUGGAAUCCUCACUGUUGUUGGAACUGAGAGGGUGAUUGAAAGUCAUGGAAAGAAAACAAAGAUGAAUGUCAUUGAAAUUGACUCUUAUGGGGUCAAGAUGGAGUGUGCCUUAUUUGGACCCUAUGUCGAAGAUCUCAAUCUGUUCCUUAAUGGUGGUGAAAUGGUGAACGUAGUUAUUCUUCUCCAAUUUGUCAAAGUCAAGACAUGGCAAGGGAAUUUGUCUUUGCAAAAUGUGCAUGGGGCUACAAAAAUGUUGUUUAACCCCGCAGUCGACAUAGCUGUGGCUGUCAUGGAAAGGUUUUCAGCAAGUAAUGAUACAGGAUCGCAAUCUCUAAGUCAGCUUCAAGAUUCAAGCAAGGUUGUAGAUGAAGAGGACUUCUUAAUCUUAACCCCUCGAAAGACCAUUGCGCAAGUCCAUGACAUGAAGGAGAAUUCGGUGUGCAUUGUAUAUGCCACUAUCAGCUAUGUAGAAGAGGGUAUGGACUGGUGGUACACUGCAUGUAAAUGCAAUAAAAAAGUUUAUCCAGAUGAAAAGAUGUAUUUCUGUGAGGUCUGCAACCGCCACGUUGUCCACGUUAUCCCAAUGUGAUAGAUUGUAAUAUCGUCCAUUCCUUUGAUAUGGAUUAUUUCCAUUAAGGACUAUGCUGUAAAAGUCCACAGUUGUGAGUCUAUAUAUACCCUCCAUACCCCCUACAUCCCACACUUUGGCUGGAUUGCCCUCCCAUUUCCUAAACAAUGGACCACAUUCUGUCGGCGAAUUUUGAAGCGUAUGAGUCUGCAUUUGCUGUUGUCAGUCGUCCUUACGAGGUUUGUUUGAUCAUCUAAUGUUCAUAUCCAUAUCAUAUAUAUCACCAACUUAUUAAAUAUUCAAAAAUAUUUUAAGUUGCAGAUGACUGCUUCUGUGGCAGAAUUUUUCGCAACAAGGUUUGAUGUUGAACUUAGUAACAGGUGGUUGUUAUUUGACCCUGUUGGUAAUAGGCAUUCUGUCCAAUUUAUUAAGUGUCCUGUUAAGCCACAAAUUUCAACUGGGUGGUUUGAAAUCCGUCAUUUUUAUGGAUUGGAGGGGGUGAGAUGGUGUAUUUUGAGAUAUAAAGGAGGGUCUAUGUUCGAUCUAUUUGUUUACGGUAGAAAUUCACAAGAGAUAGACUACCACAGAGGGCCUCGAUCCAAACACUUAGAGUAUCCCCCUAUGUUAGAGCCCAUUGUAACAAAUGUGCCAGAAUGGAGAUUUUAUCCAUGUUAUUUCACAGUGCAACUUACGGAAAGCCAGUCAAAAGGAAGCCAGUUGGUAAUGUUUUAAAUUGUAGGUUCCAUUCUUAAAGUCAUAUAAUUAUUUUGAAUAUCUAAUAUCUAUCCUUGGUUUCAUAUGCAGAAUGUUCCUAAGCACAUUGCUUACUACCUUCGUAACUCUGAUGUUUUCCACUGGAUUCUAAGAGGGCCAUCUGGCAUUCAAGUGUUAUGUAGCAUACUUGCACCAGAACGAUUCAACUACGCUAAGAUCGGUAGAGGUUGGAAACUCUUCUGUGAACUGCAUUCUAUACAUACUGGACAAGUGGUAUCUCUUCUUUUUUCAACCGAAGAUAUCAAACUGGUGGAUGUUAUUAUCCACCCAUAUCAAGUGUAACAGCAUUUGCCUUUAUUUCGUUGCCACUUAUGUAUGAUGUAUCCAUAUAUAUGUAUGGUAACAAGCUUCCAUCUGAUGUAUAAUCCAUUAGGAUUAUUUUUUUUUAUUGCAAACUUCCUGGUAACCAACGUAUGCCUGCAUAUAAUUGACUUAUGCCUGCAUAUAAUUGACUUAGG
Lotus japonicus is the source of this 2594-nucleotide messenger RNA. RefSeq lists its product as uncharacterized. Bases 370 to 1383 code for a protein of 337 amino acids. Lineage: Eukaryota; Viridiplantae; Streptophyta; Magnoliopsida; Fabales; Fabaceae. The transcript is spliced from 7 exons. The record is from RefSeq and is a predicted model, not a curated record.